AUGGAGUUUUAUUAUGGUUCUGACGAUCAUGAGGCGAUGGACGAGGAUGUGAUUUUGGGGGAGGAUGUGAGUGUCGAUUUGAGUCAAGUCCGACACGUGACAGUCUUUUGCGAUGAAUGCGGUGCCAAUCCCAUUGUGGGCAUUCGUUACAAGUCUACGAGGCAAAACAACUAUGACAUUUGCCAAGAAUGUUUGGACGAGAAUCACAAUGGGAAUCGACAAGGGUUUGUGGCGAUUGAAGAAGAAGUGGAUGAUGAAGAUGAAGCAGUUCGUUUGGCUGGAUUGGAUGGGACAGCUCUGGAGCGCAACAGUUUGGUCUGUUCCGGGAUUGAUCAAUUGGUGGAAUCUCCAUUACUACAGAACCCAAACUCGCAGAUUGAUGACAUUACUCUCAUCCUCGAAGGUCGCCAUUAUAGACACCAACAAGCAGAACCUGAUUCCACAGUGAGAGACACCACCAUUCGGUUACUCUCACAGCACCGAACCCUCAAAGAAAUGGAAAUUCAAAUUGUGAGUUAUCCGCAGAGUCUCACACACAGCAUCGUCGCAGUUACCAGAGGUCUCGCCAACAAUACAUCUGUCAAGUCUAUGGCCUGGACCAUCGAAUGCAGCGGUAGGGACAUGACAGAGGAAGCUUGUCAAGCCAUCCAACACCUCAUGACGCACAAUACCACCAUUCAAUUCAUGUUCUUUUUUCAAGACACGGGAUGGCCAGGACGACUUGCCACUGCCUUUUUACGACUCCAAAGCUGUGUUUUUGGCGCUCUCUUGAACACACACAUUGAUACAGUGCGCUUCCAAGGAUUUCUUGCCGUCAACCGUGACAACCAGAAAAAGGCAUGGGCGGCCAUGAAGGAAAAUCCCAGACUCAAACGAAUCAAAACCACUUUUGAACAAGAAGAUUACAUGUUGGAGCUUCUGAGGCGUGACAAAAAGUACCAAUGGAUGACACAAUGGUUGCAAGCGGACGAACAUCAGUGCUGGGCCAUCCUGGAAGGUGCUGCUUCCAUGGGUAGUGGAAUAGAUCCAGUCUUUGUCAUUUACCACCUAUUGCGGAGUCGGCCACAAGUUAUAAUGUAGUACCGGUAUGACUAU
Seminavis robusta is the source of this 1095-nucleotide messenger RNA. NCBI's taxonomy places the organism in Eukaryota, Bacillariophyta, Bacillariophyceae, Naviculales, Naviculaceae. The record is from the annotation of a GenBank genome assembly.